UGGGAGUGUUAGCAUUGGACCUAGGAUUCGUAAAUCUAGGUUGGAUACCUUUUUUGCACCUCGCACUACUCCUGGGUCCCAACAGUCACUUGAGAGCAUGGGUUGGAACAAGGAGGUCCAUGAUGCUGCUAAAAUGGCAGUUGGCAGAUUUUGGAUCUAUGGCAGUAUUCCAUUCUUCACAGCCAGGUCACCUUAUUGGCAAGAAAUGGUUGAUGCCCUUACCAUUUGUGGGGCGGGGUUCAAAGCCCCUUCUGAGUUUGAUUUGAGGGGACCCAUUUUGACUGAAUUGGUGAAUGAUGUGAAGAAAGAAUUGGGUGAUCAACGCCAAAUAUGGAGCACUAAAGGUUGCACCAUCAUGACUGAUGGUUGGACAGACAGGAGAAAUAGAACUCUCCUUAAUUUUCUUGUUUCUUCCGCAGGGGGCACUGUUUUCAUCAAGUCUAUUGAUGCCUCUGCCCAUUGCAAGAAUGCCACCUACCUAUGUGAGCAGAUAGAGGAGGUGAUUAAUGAGGUGGGUGAAGAGAACGUGGUACAGGUGGUGACUGACAAUGCACCAAAUUAUGUUGCUGCAGACUAUUGAUGGAGAGGCGCCCAUCUAUAGUUUGGACUCCAUGUGCCGCCCAUUGCAUUGACCUCAUGUUAGAGGAUAUUGGA
This is a messenger RNA of Cryptomeria japonica (Japanese cedar), 654 nucleotides long. RefSeq lists its product as uncharacterized. The record is from RefSeq and is a predicted model, not a curated record. The coding region runs from base 98 to 580 and encodes 160 amino acids. The transcript has 4 exons. NCBI's taxonomy places the organism in Eukaryota, Viridiplantae, Streptophyta, Pinopsida, Cupressales, Cupressaceae.